AUGUAUGAAACUGAUGCCAUUCAGCGCACUGAGGAGCUCGAGGAGGCCAAGAAAAAGCUUGCCCAGCAUUUUCAGGAUGCGGAAGAGUCCAUCAAGGCCGUGAAUGUGAAAUGUGCCUCUCUGGAGAAGACCAAGCAGAGGAACUUUGACAAGGUUCUUGCAGAGUGGAAGCAGAAGUAUGAAGAGAGUCAGGUCGAGCUGGAAGGAGCUCUGAAGGAGGCGCGUGCUUUGAACACAGAGAUGUUCAAAAUGAAAAACUCCUAUGAAGAAGCUCUGGGCCACCUGGAGACCCUGAAGAGGGAGAACAAGAACCUGCAAAAGGAAAUAAGUGAUUUGACUGAGCAUAUUAGUGAAACAGGAAAGACAAUUCAUGAACAGGAGAAGGGUAAGAAAACUGCAGAGAAUGAGGUCAGGAGCAGGAACGAUGCCCUAAGGUAUAACUCAAAGAGUAAUUUCUGCCACCUUGAAGACUGCUAUGUCUACACUGACUUGGACCUGGCCACUGAUGAGUCGGGUGUCUGGGUGGUCUACACCACCACCCAGGCGUUAGGCAAUCUGGUUCUGUCUAAGGUGGAGGAGACUGAGCCGCCGAAGCUCGGCAAGACAUGGCACACUUCAGUCUACAAGCGUAGUGUUACCAACACCUUCAUGGCCUGUGGCGUCCUCUACGCAACACGUUACAUCGACGCAAACGUUGAUGAGGUGUUUUAUUCUUUCGAUACUAUGACAGGGAUGGAGAACUUCAAGGUUGGCAUCAUCAUAAACAAGGUGUCUUCUAAUAUUUUUUCCUUGAACUACAGCCCAGUGGACCAGAUGCUGUAUGCAUUCUGUGAUGCUAAAAUGGUCUCCUACAAAGCUUUGUUUGGGUACUCUGAUCAUUACUUUUCAUAG
This is a messenger RNA of Girardinichthys multiradiatus, 891 nucleotides long. RefSeq names its product myosin heavy chain, fast skeletal muscle-like. The record is from RefSeq and is a predicted model, not a curated record. Lineage: Eukaryota; Metazoa; Chordata; Actinopteri; Cyprinodontiformes; Goodeidae. Gene Ontology annotation, cellular component: myosin complex. The transcript is spliced from 2 exons. Gene Ontology annotation, biological process: signal transduction. The coding region runs from base 1 to 891 and encodes 296 amino acids.